Molecule: messenger RNA, 1610 nt
Organism: Spodoptera frugiperda (fall armyworm)
Lineage: Eukaryota; Metazoa; Arthropoda; Insecta; Lepidoptera; Noctuidae
Gene: fwe
Product: calcium channel flower
Exons: 5
Coding region: 160-738 (192 amino acids)
Biological process (GO): vesicle-mediated transport
Cellular component (GO): membrane
Source: RefSeq, a predicted model, not a curated record
ACAAACCAUCAUUUAUCGAAAUUUUUUAAUCUAACUUUAAAAACAAAUAAAAUAUUAAAACCCUUUGAUCGAUUUAAAAACUAUCCAAGUACGCAAAGAAAACAAUCCAUACUUAGUUGACUUGACAGGUGACAGGGCAGUGAAUUGAUUUUUUCGAAAAUGUCGUUAACAGACAAGCUUUCCAUGCUUAUGGCCCGGCCGGGCGGCGACAAUGCCCAGAAAGAUGACGUGCCUUGGUGGAUGCGCUACGCUGGUCGGGGAGUUGGAACAGUUGGCGGCUUCAUUGCCAUAAUCCUGGGCCUGCUGAACUGCAUCAGCAUCGUGUUGCUGGACGUGGGGUGCCUGAUAGCUGGCAUCUGGCAGAUGCUGGCCGGGUUCAUAGUGAUAGUGUGCGAGGCGCCGUGCUGCUGCUUCUUCAUAGACUACGUGCAGACCCUCAGCGAUAAGAUGGAGACGAGGCCUUACUGGAACAAGGCGGCUUGUUAUGUUGGGCUCUCAGUCCCGCCAUUCUUCAUGUGUUUCAUAAGCAUGAGCACGUGGUUCGGCAGCGGCCUGAUCUUCGCCACUGGCAUCAUCUACGGAAUGAUGGCGUUAGGCAAAAAAGGAUCUAUAGAAGACAUGAGGACGUCGGCGGCGAACUUGGAGGCGGGAGCUGGUCAGCCGACGAGCGCCCCGCGAGCCAACCUGGUCACGAACGAACAGCCCGUCAGCUUCACCGGCGUCCCCGUGCGCAACUGACCUUAUAGUCCUCGUACCCCGUGAGUCUCCUACUUCCUUAUGCGCUCCUAGUACUUCCGAACGCACUCACCAUGAACUCUGAUACUCAGACAUUUAUACAAACCUCUUUAAUUGUCUGUUCAACCGAUUUUAAUCUUCAAACUAUUUACUGCAGCCCCCAUGUGUCAUUUUACCAGCGUAAUAAAAGCCAAAAUCGCUUGCACGGACGAGUUAAAGGGUUUGUUAUUUUGAAUGGAAUCUAAGUACCGUCUUUCAAUCUUUUUCCUAUGUGCACGACAAGGACAGGUAUAUUUAAGCCAAAGUACGUGCAUUUAUGUCGACUACUACUUACCCUAUCUAGAAUUUGACUGUCUUACUAAUUGGUAACUUAUUGACGUAGACGUAAGGUGCAUCUUCCAUUAUCAAGUGCGUUUGAAACUUGCAAGAGUUCAUGGUGAGGUGUAAUGACGUGAAUUUUCAACUUGAUCAAUAUUUUUAUCGUUGUUGUUGUGACAGAGUGCUUCUUUUAUACCUAUUUAUAUUUUCUAGCUAAAUAUACUGUACAUGUUUACUUAUAAUUAUUGUUAACGUACGUUCCUAGUACAAUGGAGCGCAUAUUAAAUCCUACAAAGACUUUAUCAAUGUCUCUCAACGGAACAAGUUAAUUGAUACUUUUCCAGUAGAGACUUAUAGCAAUAUUCACAGUAAAAACUCCUUAGUUUAGUGUUGCCAACAAAAACCAGUGUCCUCCAUACAAAAUAAUAGUAUUGCCAACAAUAUAAUUUGAGUCUGCUUGUAGAUAGUUAAUAUUCUCGUCUAUGGUAACAUUCAUUAUGUAUGAUAUCCAGUUAUUUGUUAUAUUAUAGAGGUUUAUGAACUAAGCACAUAUUAUA